Messenger RNA from Cydia strobilella, 7229 nucleotides. RefSeq lists its product as uncharacterized. The transcript has 8 exons. Lineage: Eukaryota; Metazoa; Arthropoda; Insecta; Lepidoptera; Tortricidae. Bases 126 to 1562 code for a protein of 478 amino acids. The record is from RefSeq and is a predicted model, not a curated record.
UAAAUGAAAAAAUCUACCGGCAAAAAUAAACAAAAUUUACGCGAAGUCACGAAACCCACAACUUCUAAUAAGAUAUCUAGAUUUAGCGUGUUCUGUUAAAACUCUAAAAGUAUUUUUUUCAUAAUAUGGCCUCGAAAAAGCCCAAAACCCAGCUUGUGGCUAUUUGUAAACUUGAAUUUUAUAGAAAACAGAAAAACUGGAAGUUUUCCUCCCAGGAACGUAAAGCGAAGGAUUCCAAGAGACGUACUAAUACCAAUGCAAAACUCAACCAGACGUACAACAUUGCACCGGCACCCAAGAAGCCAGAAGUGGAAACAGAGCCAGUAGCACCAGAACCAGCAGAGCCUGAGGAACAGCAAAACCUGGAUGAAGCGUUUGUGGAGGCGGAGACUGGGACAGCCUCGGAGUCGGACGACCCAGUGGUGGAAGGCCAGGAUAUCUUGAAAGAUGUCCUCGAAACUGAGACAGGAAAGCCUUCAUCUCAAUCGGAGCCCCCCUGGAUCCCCUAUUCGCCCCGCUGGUCCAUCCAACGCUGGGCGGAGCGCCACCGCCUCUGGAACCCUGAACCAAUCCAAGAUCCACCAUGCCCCACUUUUGACCCACCAUGCCCCACGUUUGAUCCACCGUGCCCUACUCGCGAUUGCCCCACACAUGAUCCAAUAUACCCUUUACAAAAUCAAGACAUUAACUGUCCAACAUACCCUCAACACAACCUUCAAGACGCUAAUUGUCCUAUCUUUGAUAACAACUACAAUAAAAUACAGCAAGACUUGUACUUGAAUCAAAACUUUCAACACUACCCUACUUAUGAUUCAAAGUACCCCACAUACACAAAACAUACAGAAUUCGACCCAAAAUAUGCAAGUGUGUUUUACUAUAACUCGUGCUACCAAGAGUUCGACGUGCCCCAUAGAGGGCAAAGUGAUGCAUUUGUGCCCCAAAAUGAUGUGAUGAAUGAGGGGAUAGAGUGGGAUGACCGGGAGUGGUGCGCGGGAGAGGGCGCGGCAUGGAGCGAACCGGGGUGGCUGGCAGGUACGACAGUGGCGCUGGGUGUAGGCGGGGGCGGGGUGUGCGGGCCGGGCGGGGAGGACGCCGUGGACGGGGACUGGCGGCGCGACCUGAGCUCGGUGUCUCGCUGCGAUAGCCUGCCUUCGGUGGCGAGCAGCGAAUUCAUUCGCGGCGCCGCGCUCGCUCCGCAUUCUACACAAAUCGACCUGCUGCUCGGCCCAGAACCAGCAACGGCAUUAACAGGCCCCGCGCUGGCCGCGGCCGUGGCUCGACAUUCUGCUGCCCUCCGCGAACUACUGCACGAGACACACCGUCGCCAACAGAUAUCCUCAAAGGAAACCUACGAUGAAAUCCCAGUCCGCGACCCCGGGUCCACCCAGUACCACCUUCCUCUUGGCUUUAACGACCCCAUCGUGGCCAGUUCGUUACGGAACACCCCGGACUUGCAGGGGCAGACCGGGCAAGCUGGACAGGGGCAAAGUGAGGUGGGGCUCGGGCGCGGGCGCGGGCGGCUCAGGGUGGGGAUCCGGAUGGGGCGGCCCUACAGGUUGUGAUUUUUUUUCUAUUCGGAGUUUAAAACCUAUAAUUACGUAUAAAAGAUUUAUUGAAUGUAUUAGAUGUGUCUUUCCCCUUCAUAAUACUUAGCAACCUUGGUUAAAUUGUGUCUCUUUGUAACAAACAGGGACAAAUGAUUAUCAGCGGUUUGUUAGAUUACUAUACAUUUUUGAGCAAGUUAUAUGCACCUCUAUUUUUACACUUGACUGUGAGAUAGAAUAGAAUAUAAUAGAAUUUUGUUUGUUGUGUUAAAUGAGUGAAUCGACUUUUAUAACACUGAUUUCGUGUAUAUCAAUAACGGGUCACUCACGUGUUUUAAGUCGAAAACGCUCGACAUGUUUCACUCCGUACCGCCGUCCGCACCGGUCGGUCACCGUCGACGCAAGCUCCUGAUGACGCUCCUCGGUACGGAGUGAAACAUGUCGAGCGUUUUCGACUUAAAACACGUGAGUGACCCGUUAUUAAUAUAUUUAAUAUGUCUGUGUCUCACGGAAGUUUUGUUAUUAAAACUGAUUUCGUGUUUUACUCCCUAGCAAAGAAAAAUCGAUUUUUUCAAAAACCGUGUUGAUUUUUUUUACUUUAUAAGGUAAGGCCCAAUCUGUAUAAUGUACACUCUGUUUCAAUCUAAUUUGAAACUUUCAAAUACUAAAUAAAGCAUUUCUUUUGUUUCAUUGUUUUCUGAAACAAACGAAAGUCACCCUAAUAUCUACUAUACAAGGUUCUAAUUAAAAAUAGGAAAACUUUGUAUGGUGGGCCUUACGAGGUUAUUGUUUAUACGGGCAUUAUUAGAUCCAUAAGUAUUUAGCACAUUAAAAUUUAUGCAGAAAAAAGGUUUUCUCUUAUACAAAAAUCAGGGACACGCCUUUUUUUGUAUUUUUCUGUUGCGUUACCGUACAAAAUGUAACUUUUAUCUGAUCAAGUUGAUUUUAAUGUAUUAAUUAAAUACUUAUGUAUCUAAUAAUGCCCGUGUAAACUAAAAAGUAAAAAAAUCAACAUGUUUUUUUGUAAAAUCGAUUUUUCUUUGCUAGGUAGUCACGAAAUCAGUAUUCUAAAAGUUGAUUCCCAUAAAUACAUGUGCGAAUAGGUAAUUCGCAACUCGUGUCGAUUUAAAACACUCCCAUCGGUCAUGUCACCACUCGUUGCGAAUUUCCAUUUUUCGCACAUGUAUCGUAAUGUACUAGUAUACAGUGUGGAAAGAUAAGUCGGGCCCUGGGGGGAAACUACCUUAAAUCCUUAAGCUGGCUCAUUUUACUUAAAGGAGACAUUCCUUUAUUUAAAAAAAAAAACAAAACUACAUUCAAAGAUUUUUUUAACUCGCUUGCGUCGCCCGGGACUCGAACCAACUAAAAUUAAAAAAACAAACACUCCCUAUUUUAUUAUACUAAUCGAUAAUAUUCUGAUUCAGGAUAAAAUUUCUCUAACAAACAUUUGGUCAUAAAAAUAAAAAUGAUCUUUAAAUCUAACAUUAUUUUACUAUCAAUUUUUUUACACUUAAAUUAUUUAACUGAUAAAUUGAUCGAAAUGAGCCCCCUCGUGCCGGCCGCCGCCGUUGAAAUUAAUUGAAAUUAGCAAGUGUUUUUUACUUGUUGAAAGUGAACAGUAACCAAAUGUUUGUUAGAGAAAUUUUAUCCUGAAUAAUAAUACUAUCGAUUAGUAUAAUAAAAUAGGGAGUUUGCUUUUUUAAUUUUAGUUGGUUCGAGUCCCGGGCGAGGCAAGCGAGUUUUAGAAAAUCUUUGAAUGCAGUUUUAUUUCUUUUUUUAAAUAAAGGAAUGUCUCCUUUAAGUAAAAUGAGCCAGCUUAAGGAUUUAAGGUAGUUUCCCUCCAGGGCCCGACUUAUCUUUCCACACUGUAUAUAAUACCUGUGCUGUUUUCUAAAUCGUUGUUUAGGUUGAAAAAACAACCGCCUUUAUUCAUUAUGAAUCAGAAAUAAUUAUUUUGAAACUUUUACAAAUGUAAUUCGAGAAAUGUUUAUCUAAAUAUUUAGUGUAAGUAAUGGUGAGCGGGUGGCGGGGUGUGUAUCGUAUAUCAAUAAAAGAAAUGGUUUUUGAAACAUUAUACAUAUAUGUAUAGUCGCUUUUCGCUGUCUGUCUGUCCCUAUGUUAGAUCUUUAAAACUACGCAACGGAUUUUGAUGCGGUUUUUUUAAUAGAUGGUGAUUCAAGAGAAAGGUUUAUAUGUAUAAUUUGUACUCUUGUAGGUUACUCUUAACAAAUUAUGCACCUAAACCUUCCUCAAGAAUCACUCUAUUGAUAGGCGAACAUACAUGCAUACAGACAGACAGACGCAGCGGGGGGGGGGGGGGGGGACUUUGUUUUAUAAGAUGUAUAGAUAAGUACCGGUACCUGUACUGCUCUACCGCCCUUAUGUAAGCGGAGUAUGUGUACAAGCGCAAGAGUUAGAAGCGACGAAAGAGCUUGCAGACGGUCUUACCCGAUGGACGGUCUGCCCCACAUUCACAUUAAACCUUGUAUUUAUAAGAUCGCCAUUUAUUGAUAUAGAUACGUCAUCCUGAUGUUCACAAAAAUGCCAUAAUGAUAUGCUGCGAAUGCCCUCCUAAGUGACCUACUGCUAUAGGUACCUUAUUAUAAUGAAUGUUCUUUACUCAAUACGUUGGUUCCUAAAUGUGUUCAAAAUGUUAGUAUUACUCAAUACGUUGGUUCCUAAAUGUGUUCAAAAUGUUAGUAUUAAGUUUUUUAAUUAUAUACAAAUAAAGUUUACGAAUCGUUAUUUAUUCAGUUAUAAUUAUAAAGGCAAAAUAGAGGCCAAAUAUUAAAAAAAAUCGGCACCCCACCUAUUGCUGGCACCAUUGAUCUUAUACAUAUAUAUGUGGUAUUUUCUAUAAAAAGGGACUUUAUUGUCGAUAGCGCUUACGCCAUUAUAAACGAUGCUCAGAUAUAAAUACAAUGCCGCGCGACGCUGUGCGGCGUAAGCGCCAUAGACAAUAAGGUCCCUUUUCAUAUAAAAUGCCCCAUAUAGCAGUGUAGUGUUGACUUACUAAAACAGGUGCCGAUGACUGGUCCUUUCAGUUUCAAUCAUUGAGUAUAGUUUCUAUCUCCUUUUACUAUUUACUACAUCAGUAGUAAAUAUACUACUACCAAGUAUACUAUCAAGUAUGUACGUUGGGGGUCGUCCAUUAUUACAUCACACAAAAUUUCGAUAUUUUACAGCUUUCUUACCAACUAUGGGACGCGACCCAUCAAUGGGUCGUGAGCGAAUAUUGAGUGGGCCCUGAAACAUACGACGACAUUCCGACCAAUCGGGCUAUCUGAGCGUUACCAAUAAUAUUUUAUGCAGUUUUUGUUAGAUGGGUCGAAGCCCAGUCCACGUUGGGAACCACUGGUCUAAUGUGUAUUUCCGUCUCACAUUUUGCUUAAAAACACAUUAAAGACAUAUUCGAGGUUCGAAUUGGUUCGUGGAUCGAUUGACAGCUAAUGUAGAUGGCGCUGUACGGAUCAGUAUAUUAUCCGGUGACUGGUUGUCAAAAGUUGACGUUAAACCCAUAAAACAUAUGGCGCCGUACAGUGCCAUCUUCUUAAGCUGUCAAACACGGCGGCACGUUUCUUAAACUUUACACAUUUCUGCCAAUGAAUUGAUCAAAACGCAAUUAAAUUAAAUUAAAUAUUGGUUUAUUUCAGGCCUGGGGCCCAUAAAAAUGUUGUUAUUAACAAUGCCUUAGUCUACAUUGGCAAUGUAACGUAAACGUGUUUUACGGAGUUUAUAUUUUUGUACUUUUGCAUGAUAUUGACAAAAAAUUGUGUCUAUUUUCUAAAAAAAAUGUGUAAUGCCGCAAUAAGCAUUAUUUGCAGUAACUUACAUAGUUUAUUAAAACAAGAUAUGGAAAUACUUAUAAAAAAUAGUAUUAAGGUUAAUGUGGUGAAGACCGGCAUAUGAAAUUUAUGGCAGGGAAGAACGUCAUAAGGCUAGAGUACUCUCGUAAAUAUUUGUGAUGUUUUCAAGAAAAAGGUACCACAUUGUCACUUAAAAUGAGGACGAAAUUUGCUUGCAUCUUUAUAUGUGGUAUUUUCUAUAAAGAGGGACCUUAUUGUCGAUGGAGCUUACGCCAUUAUUAACGAUGCUCCGAUCGAAAUACAAUGCCGCGCGACGCUGUGCGGCGUAAGCGCCAUCGACAAUAAGGUCCCUUUUAAUAGAAAAUGCCCCAUAUGAAUAACCUGUUAGCGCGUUCUUAUUAGUAAGCGACAAUGUGGUACCUUUUGCUUGGAAAAGACACAUUUGUAUACGUAUGUUGUUCAGACACAGUCAAAAACGAAGAGGCUGAGUUCACUCCUUUUCUACCGACCUCCUGGAAAAUGGAGUGUGUUCAGGUCGAUUCACGGAUCUAAGACACAUUCGUCAGAUUCCUUUUUCUUAUUUUUUUAGAGCUGGCACGAAUGAAAUUAGUGAAUGAAAAUAUCUAUCUGUGUAUCACAUUUACCAAUAAAAUGGCAGCUCUGACUGUAUACUGAUAUAUGUCUCACUCAUACAAUGAAACAUAAAACAGUGUUAACACUCCCUUUGUUUAUGUCCUUGCUAAGUUUAUGAAAGAUUCUAAUAUCAAGCUCUAGCCCCUUUCAAAAGUUUUUACCUGUUUGUUUAUUCAAACUUUCCCCUAAAUUUCCUUAAAAAAAGCAAAGAUGAUCCUGGCAGUUGGCUCAUUACUUUCUAUAGUUUCUAUUGGUUUUUCUGGACGCCCCUUUUUUCUUACUUUUAAUACUAUAGAAGUUUAGAUUCUUCAACCGAACAAGCAUCUACACGGACUGGAUCAAGAUCUAAUACUGAAAUUCUGCUCUCACAACCUUGAUGCUGGCAAAAUUGUCCCAAUGGACAGAUGCCAUAAGAACCAAGAACUGAACUGAACUCAAGUUAAAAGCGACGAAAGAGCUUGUAUACGGUCUUCCCUUUUAGACGAUCUUCUCCAUAAUCCACAUUGACCAUGCAAUGUUUUUGUAUCUAAAUAGAUACAAUCGUGACCAAUUAUUAUUAAUUGAUUAUGUGGCCAAUUCAAAUGAAUUGGCGCAAAUAUGUUUAUAGCGGCAGAAUUUUUGUGUAAAUCUCCUUCGUAAGUCUGUUAGAGUUCAACCAAUCUUAAAUGUGGAGAUAUCAUUUUACAUUCACAUCUAUUAAAUAUGUCAAUUAUUGGCAAUUUGAGUCUGAAAUCUAGAUCCAACCAGUACCUAUGAAAUUAUUAUUAUUAUUUUAGAUCCAGCUCAAAUACGAUUUUGUACAUUUUAAGAGGGAAUAACUUACUCGUUUAUACAAAAAGAGAAAAUGUUUUUUCACUUCUAAAUAUUUUCCAUUCUCCGUGAUUUUUAGUUUUAGUACGUUAUUGACACAAUGAAAGACUAGGUUUAUAGGUUUUUUUUUAAUUUGCAAUAAAAAAAACGAAACCCAGGUAGCAUUUAUACGUCAUUAUGACGUCAGCGACGUCUUUAUGACGUCAUUAUGACGUCGCUGACGUCACUGCUACCUUGGAACCUACCUAGAAAUCUAAAGCGAUCGACAUCAAAAUCAAAGUGAUUUGUUAAGAUUUAGUUAGUAUAUUUCAUAGAAAAAGUACUGUUAUUUCGUUAGGAUCGCGAAGCGAUUCUUCCCUCUUAAGCUUGGUUUUACUCUAUAUAUUAUGACCAGUAAGGACCAAGUAUAUGGGUAUCUGUAUUUUGAUACUGACAG